Molecule: messenger RNA, 3248 nt
Organism: Macrosteles quadrilineatus (aster leafhopper)
Lineage: Eukaryota; Metazoa; Arthropoda; Insecta; Hemiptera; Cicadellidae
Exons: 7
Coding region: 81-3248 (1055 amino acids)
Biological process (GO): regulation of transcription by RNA polymerase II
Molecular function (GO): DNA-binding transcription factor activity; RNA polymerase II cis-regulatory region sequence-specific DNA binding
Source: RefSeq, a predicted model, not a curated record
GCUUGUGGAAGUGAUGAGUUUGAUUAUCUACGGAUUUUUAUGGACCUUGAGAGUUGGAAGCUCUGUUUUUUCUUUUUCAAAUGAGAUCUCCAGAAAGAAGUGAAUUAUUGAAAGACAACAAUAAAUGUAAGAUCGUAAAAACAGAUCGAGUCUACGUAGAUGAAUUGCAGGCAACAAUCAACCUCUCCAGACCAGAGAAAAUGAUUCCCAUCCACUGCCCACUGUGCUGUGAUCAGCCGUUCGACGACCAAGAUGCUUUGUUCCACCAUUUGCGAAGUUUACGGAACAACCUCUUUUGCCCAAUCUGUUCUGAGAGGUUUAGUUCCCUAGACUUGCUCAUUAAACAUCUGUCUCGGAAAUGUGAUGGUCCCCUCUCACCUCGCGAGGCCAAACGGAAGUGUCUGUACAAUCAGAGCAAAUUACUUGAAAUGUUGCCAGGCAUCCCUCCAACUCCCCCAAGCAGCCUCGAACCAGCCAAUUCUUCAGAUUCACUGGAAAGCAUGAGGUCUGCUGGUGUUGUCGUUGCAAGUCCAGCUUCUACACCAGCCAUUGCCCAGCAACCAACUCCGUUGAAGCACAAACUCUCUUCAAGUGUCUCCCUCCGUCCGUUGCACACGGUACUACCUUCGCAGCAGCACAGCAAACUUACUAACAACUCCUUGAGUGUAGUCCUAAACCCAAUUUCACUCCAUCCUAGUGUGGAUAUCAGUUUUACACCAGGUAAAGCCAAAGGCACAUCCCUUGAACAAUCAAUUCUUUUGGGAUUAGGGAAAGGUUCUCAGCCGAAAGUUGUCUUACCGAACCAUACCCAGAGCUCUACGUCUAAACACUCCAGAAAAGUAGGCCCUUUAUCCUCAAAACUGAAAGAAAAGGGCAAAAAGUCAUUAGAAGUUCAAACAGAGGACACGUGUGUUUCCAAAGGAUUGAAAAAGUCAUUAGAAGUUCAAACAGAGGACACGUGUGUUUCCAAAGGAUUGAAAAAGUCAUUAGAAGUUCAAACAGAGGACACGUGUGUUUCCAAAGGAUUGAAAAAGUCAUUAGAAGUUCAAACAGAGGACACGUGUGUUUCCAAAGGAUUGAAAAAGUCAUUAGAAGUUCAAACAGAGGACACGUGUGUUUCCAAAGGAUUGUUACUAGUAUCAAAUGAAGAAAAAACUCGAGGGGAAGAAAAAGUUUUAACAAAAAGUAAUACAAAUGCUGAAGUAAGCAAAAAAUCUAUAAUGAGUGAUACUAAUCAAAGUCCCACAGUGAAUGGUGUUACGAUUGUAGAGAAAACUCCUAAUAAAACUACAAAUAACAAGAGACCACACAGGAAAUCUAAAGCCAAUUCCACACCAGAGGUGACAGAACUAGUUAGUCACAGGAGGACCAGAGGAAAAAAAAUCUGUUAUAGUAAACUAUUAAGUGACCUCGAUGAUGGUUUUGGCGAUGACUCCAGUGAUCACGUUGAAGAUGACAUAAGUGAUAAUUCCAAAAUCAGUGAAAUAAAAGAAAGUAAAAAUCUAGGCAGUCCCAAAAAAGAUGAAAAGACAUCUGAUCCAACAAUUAAUGCCAUAAACAAAGAUUUAAAUGGAAAACUUCCAGAUAUAACUAAUUCAGUUCCUCUAACAACAAACUUAGAUUCAGUAAAGAGUUCUCCUACAGAGAACUCUACAGAUGCAGGAAGAAAUGGAGGCGUAGAUAGUUUAUUAGCGAAAGAAUCAAAUACAUCAAAAGAAGAUGCCAAAGACGUUUUGUCAUCGGAUGAACAAAAAGCUGAAGAAGACGAAGAAGAAUACACUUGCUCAGCGUGUAACAUUAGGUUUACUUCGAUUUACGAGCAUAUUAAACAGUAUCACAAUGGACAGGAAGUUGUUGUGGAGGUUCCUGAGGAAGAAAUAAAAGAAGAUUUGAAAGCGUAUCAAGAAACAUCAGAAUCAUUGGUGUCGAUUUCAGGACCUGAAGCCACCGACACGCCGACACCGCCUAUUGACAAGGGGGAGAUUCCAGAGGUAAAAAAUGAAAUUACCUCUCCCUGCCCCGAAGCAAAAACCGCAGGGAAAAAAGAUACUUCGGAGGUCAAAAAUGGAAUUACCUCUCCUCGACCUAAAGCUGAAAGCAGGGUUAAAAAUAGAAGUUCAAAUACUGAAGACAGUGAAAAUGAUUCAGAACACACUAAAACACCAAAGAAGGCUAAAAAUGACACUGAAGAACACUGGGAAGAGUUACGGACAGAGAAGAAAAAAUUCUACCAUUUUGUGAGGAACAGGGAAAAAUUCAAUUUGCUUCUCUCCGAGUUCAAGAAUAAUCUCUCUAUUCACCCUGAGUUCAAAACGACAAUGAAUUCUUUAUUCGAAUCUCCAAAAAUUAACGUCGUUGAAAUCACAUACCGAGAAAAAACACCUUAUUUUGCAAACAGAACAGUCAACUUGAAUAACCCCAUGCCGAUUUUUAUUGUCGACAGAGAGGCAACUGACAACCCGGCCUUACUCGGUGGCAUAGCUAGUUUUGUCAUGGCUGGCAAGGACAGGACUCCUGUGCCGAGCGAUUCUAAACUGAUCGCUGUAAUGAAGGUGAUACUCGCGAGUGACCGGGAACUGACGGUGGAGAAUCUGGUGUUCAACGACAAACCACUCAAUGCGGAUAUGGUGCCUGUGUUGGAGGAUGUCAAAACCCCAGAGAUUCCGUUGUUGAAACACGCUAAAAUGCUCAAGUGGAGAUGCAACAAGUGUUUGGGCACUACUUGGAAGUUCCCUGUACACAAGGACUCACACUUGUGCAACGCCUGUCCCAUCUGCCACCAAAGCUUUACCAGUCCGGUGUCACUCAAGAAACAUUUAGUUCUUCACAGGAAAGAUGGUACAAAGUAUUGCACUGAGUGUCGAGCUGCGUUUGUCAGUAAAGAAGCACUUAACCGUCAUUUGACACUGCACACGACGCAUGUCCUGUGUGACAAAUGUCAACUCUUUGUACAACGGGAACUCUUUGAAAUACACAAGGAUGUACAUAGUAGUGACUUAUCUGAGCAGUUUCCAUGCAGUGUGUGCAAGAAGGUUUUUGGAUCAGGUGAAGAUUUGAACAAACACGAGACCAAGGUGUGCUCAAAGUUGGUCGCUCGGUUUAACUGUUUCACGUGCGACAAGAAGUUUCUGUCUAAGACAGCCCUCAUGUACCACACAAAGGCCCAUGAAAAUUCUCCUGUCAAACUCAAGUGUCGUUUCUGUCCUAAAAUAUUCAUUGAGGAAAUGGAACAGGUGAGUUAUAAUUGA